Selaginella moellendorffii is the source of this 2388-nucleotide messenger RNA. RefSeq names its product neutral ceramidase 2. Gene Ontology annotation, cellular component: extracellular region. Gene Ontology annotation, biological process: sphingosine biosynthetic process; long-chain fatty acid biosynthetic process; ceramide catabolic process. The record is from RefSeq and is a predicted model, not a curated record. NCBI's taxonomy places the organism in Eukaryota, Viridiplantae, Streptophyta, Lycopodiopsida, Selaginellales, Selaginellaceae. Bases 130 to 2319 code for a protein of 729 amino acids. Gene Ontology annotation, molecular function: N-acylsphingosine amidohydrolase activity. The transcript has 7 exons.
AUCUUCUCUCGUGCAUAGUUCUUGGCUUCAUCGAUCCGAGAAAGAGACUCGUCCAGCUCAGACGGCAAGCCAAAUGCUCGUUCUUUGGUCGCUGUCGACGACGGUUUAUGCGAGGCUCAAGCCAAAAUUAUGGAGUCGAAACGAGCUGUUGAUCAGCAUGUAUUUUCGGGGGCGUUUUUCAAGAUGCUUGCUUUCCUUGUAGCAUCCUUGAUGGUCUACCGUUGCAAAGCGGACUAUCUUCUUGGAGCGGGGAGCUACGACAUAACAGGUCCUGCAGCCGAUGUCAACAUGAUGGGAUACGCAAAUCCAAAACAGAAUGCUGCGGGAAUUCAUCUCAGGCUAAGAUCGAGAGCCUUCAUCGUUGCAGAAGCAGGAAACGACGGGAACAGGAUCGUCUACGUGAGCCUCGACGCGUGCAUGGCCUCGCAAGCUGUGACUACUGCUGUGCUUUCCAAGCUCAAGACAAGGUACGGGGAUUUGUACACUGAGAAGAAUGUGGCAUUGAGUGGUAUACAUACGCAUUCAGGACCCGGUGGCUACUUGCAGUACCUCCUGUAUAGUAUAACAUCCCUCGGAUUCGUGAAACAGUCAUUUGAUGCUAUUGUUGACGGGGCCGUGGCAAGUAUCACUCAAGCUCAUAACAACUUGAAGCCCGGUUCGAUUUUCGUGAACGAAGGAGAAAUUUUGGAUGCUAACAUCAACAGAAGCCCCAGUGCUUAUUUAAACAACCCUGCCGAAGAAAGAAAGAGAUACAAGUACGACGUCGACAAAAGCAUGCUUCUUUUGAAGCUUGUAGACGCGCAGCGUGGUCCUGUUGGCACUGUGAACUGGUUUCCUGUCCACUGUACUUCAAUGAACAACACGAACACUUUGGUAAGCGGUGACAACAAAGGUGCUGCUUCUCGCUUUAUGGAAGACUGGUUUGACCAUCGAUCAGUGAAGCGGGAGCCUUCAGCCAACACAAGUCGUGUGAGGAGCAAGACUUCUUUUGUGGCCGCUUUUGCCCAGACAAAUGAAGGCGACGUAUCUCCAAACACUCUAGGUGCCUUCUGUGGCGACACAAAUCUACGCUGCGAUUUCAACCAUAGCACUUGUAACGGUAGCAACGAGUUGUGCAUUGCUCGAGGACCAGGUUACCCAGACCACUUUGCCAGCACAGAGAUUAUAGCAACGCGACAGAUGGAAAGAGCAAUCGAGCUGUUUGCGAAUGCAAAAGAUUUGCUGAAGGGACCAGUGAAUUACAGACAAAGCUACGUAGAUUUUACCAACAUUAGCAUAGCAGCACAGUCGGCGACGACUUGUCCUGCUGCCAUGGGAUUUAGUUUUGCUGCUGGGACGACAGACGGGCCAGGAGCUUUUGACUUCAAGCAAGGAGACACUGACGUAAGUUGCUGUAUUCAUUCUCGAUUUGGAGCUGACCUGAAAUUACAGGGAAAUCCAUUCUGGAAAGCUGUUCGUGACUUGCUGAGGAAACCAACCGAAAAGCAAGUAGCCUGUCAAAGCCCGAAACCAGUUCUUCUCGACACUGGAGAGAUGUUUUUUCCGUAUGACUGGGCUCCAGCGAUCCUUCCAAUCCAGAUCCUCCAAGUUGGCCAACUCUUCAUUUUAUCAGUUCCUUCUGAGUUUACCACCAUGGCUGGACGACGCUUGAAAGAUGCAGUGAAGGCUACCUUGGUCGAGAAGAGCAACGGAAAGUAUGACAAAGAAGUUCGGAUUGUUAUAUCGGGCCUCACGAAUGCCUAUUCAUCCUACGUGACAACUCUUGAGGAGUAUCAGAUCCAACGCUACGAGGGUGCUUCUACGUUGUAUGGGCCUCACACACUGAGUGCUUAUAUUCAAGAGUUUAAGAAGCUAGCCGAGGCACUAGUUCUCGACACUCAAGUUGCCAAAGGACCAUCACCACCGGACUUGAUCAGCAAGCAAAUCUCCUUACUCCCAGAAGUGAUCCCAGACACCACUCCAGCCGGCAUCAAAUUUGGAGACGUCAGCAGAGAUGUCGCCAGGAACGCUUCGUUUAGAGCUGGGGACACCGUGGAGGCCACCUUCUGGUCCGGCUCCCCGAGGAACAACCUUAUGACGGAGGCAAGCUACACCAUGGUGGAGUUCCAAAGUGCUCCAGGCGUUUGGACUCCAGCUUACGACGACGAUGACUGGAGCGUCCAGUUCGUGUGGAAGAGACCGUCGGCAACGAUCAAAUGGAAAGUUCCAAAGGAUGCAUUGGCAGGGACGUAUAGGCUUCGACUCUUUGGCGCCUCCAAAGCUCUCAUGGGAAAGAUUGACAACUUCACGGGAAUCUCCAGUGAAUUUGUCAUCAUAUAGUAUAUACGUGAAUUUGUAACAGCUUACUAAAGGUCAGUGUUAUACAAUUUAAAACUCUUAUUUUUAUUU